Messenger RNA from Platichthys flesus (European flounder), 1605 nucleotides. RefSeq lists its product as uncharacterized. NCBI's taxonomy places the organism in Eukaryota, Metazoa, Chordata, Actinopteri, Pleuronectiformes, Pleuronectidae. The coding region runs from base 4 to 642 and encodes 212 amino acids. The record is from RefSeq and is a predicted model, not a curated record. The transcript has 4 exons. Gene Ontology annotation, cellular component: trans-Golgi network.
UCUAUGGGGGAUGCAGAUGGUUUCCUGGGAUAUCUGAAGCCGGUGUCGGCAGAGAACAUCCCCGUCAACACUGAGAUCCUCCUGUCGUUCAGCCCCUGCCAGCCCUUCUCCCAGCCAGAGGACCUGACAGGAGCAGAUUGUACUAACAUCGCUGCAUGUCUCAUCGUCAGGUAUCAAAGGCUCGACACAUACAUUAGCCGCUGUAUUGGCUAUGGAAGACAUGAAGGGAAUGAAUUCCACUACAAUGACACCCUGAAGAUGCUUUCUGUCUCAUACUUUGCUGUUGAGAAGCAGCCACUGACAGUAGUGCAUUACCACUGUAAUCCAAAUGAGUCCACCUCCUUCAUCCGGGACCAGAGGCUCAGCAGUGAGGAGCCCCUGCAUAUCUGGGUUGAGAGUCCCUGUGCUUGUCCAAAUGCCUGUACCAUGGGGGAUCUGGGUUCAGGCACCAUCUUCCUCAUCAUCCUCUCCCUCAGUGCUGCUGCAUACUUUAUCCUUGGCUCCUGUGCACUGAGGCCUUUUCGGAGCAGCAGUGGAGUCCAGAUCUCUCCGGAGCACAGUGUGUGGUGUAUGAUCUGCUACCUCUGUACUGAGAGAAGCUCUGAAACAAGACACUACACAGACCCAACAUGCUAUGAAUGAUAAGCGCGUGCAAACCUCUGGAAUACUGCAGAAUGUCUACACAGGUCAAGUUUCUUUGAGCUGAAGCGGUCAUGUCCCAUGAAGGGAAAAGAGUCAGCAUGUUUGAUUUUACAGUUUGCGGAAAGUGACAGGCUCACACUCUCGUCAUUCUAGUCAUUGUGUGCACAUGUAUUUUCCACAUGAUCACAGCAACAUCAUUAAAUGAUUCUCCAUUGAUUUACAGUUUUGUUUUGAGUGUUUAUCUAUUUAAAACAUUCCCCUGUUUUCCUUAAAUUCUGAAUCACCCUCUGAAAUGUUAAAGUUUGUGCGUGAAGCCUCUUUACUUUUUUGCUGGUGGUAGACUAGCUUUUGUCCCUGCCUUUCAGACAGCCACUGAUGACAGGGUUGGGAUAAACCAAUAUGAUUAUGGGGAUUUAUAAGGGAAGUUGUUCAUUGUGUGUUAUCAAUAAAUGUAUCUCUUUGGGCGUUUUUUGAAUUUGAAACAUUCUGUUUAAGUCUUUCUUUAAGUCUAUUCACAUACUACUUUGGGCCUAGUUUGUUUCUGUGUCCUUCCUCCCAGUUUGUAUUUUGAAACAAACACACCUGUUCCACUGAUAGUAAUGUUAGUUGCACAAGCACAUCACCUGUAUGAAGGCAUCUAUUUACUCCAACAACAUGUCAUUAUGGAGCUCAUGUUUUGAACCCACGUGGGGCCCCUAUCUUAGGACAGCUGCAGCUCUUAUCAGCUCAGGCUGGUUUCUCAUCACUCUUUUUUGCCUGGUCUGUGUGGAGGCUCAUAACGGGCAGAUUGGCUCAAUCACUUUACUCCUCAGUGCCCCGCUGUCCUCUUUUCUUCACAAUUUAUGAGUCCUCCAUUGUGAUGGCAUUGGAGGGUGAUUGUGGUGUGCUGUGGAGUGCUGCAAACUGGUCUCUUGUGUUGUUUGGUUUGACAUCAGGUUCUUGAACAUGAGGACUCUCUCCUGA